GCCUGUGGGACUCCCCGCCACUGGAGAUCCCGCUGCAGCAACCUUGCCCAGAUUCCCUUGCGGUACUCCUCGCCACUGGGCAGGGGUUGGGAGGGUUCCUUGGCCAACGAGGGUCUCCAUGGCGACGAUCGGUUGGUUGUAAAACAGAUGAGGGGUCUCAAGUCUCUGCCCUCCAAGGCAUAAGCCCCGCCUCCGUAGCUGAUGGAGGUGGAGCCAGAAAUAAAUGCUCCUCCCCCACCCCCAGUGUCAAUUGCACCUUCCCCUGAGGCCCGUGAGAUGGAUCGGGGAGGAGGUGAGCUAUGGGGCCGGAGGGGCCCAUGGAGGGAGGUGGGUGGGGCAUGAGAGUGGCUGGCUCCACCCCCCCUUUCUGCCCCGCCCCCCAGGACGCCCAGGCGGAAGACGAGAUCAAGCAGGAGAUGAACCAGCUGCAGCAGAAGCUGAAUGAACAGCAGAGCGUCCUGCAGCGCAUCGCCGCCCCCAACAUGAAGGCCAUGGAGAAGCUGGAGAGUGUCCGGGACAAGUUCCAGGAGACCUCCGAUGAGUUUGAGGCCGCCCGGAAGCGCGCCAAGAAGGCCAAGCAGGCGUUUGAGCAGAUCAAGAAGGAGCGAUUUGACCGGUUCAACGCCUGCUUCGAGUCCGUGGCCACGAACAUCGACGAGAUCUACAAGGCUCUGUCGCGGAACAGCAGCGCCCAAGCGUUCCUGGGCCCGGAGAACCCCGAAGAGCCGUACCUGGAUGGAAUUAAUUACAACUGUGUGGCCCCUGGCAAGCGGUUCCGGCCCAUGGACAACCUGUCCGGAGGGGAGAAAACUGUAGCAGCCUUGGCCCUUCUGUUUGCUAUCCACAGCUACAAACCUGCCCCCUUCUUCGUGCUGGACGAAAUCGACGCUGCGCUGGACAACACCAAUAUCGGGAAGGUGGCCAACUACAUCAAAGAGCAGUCCACCUGCAACUUCCAGGCCAUUGUCAUCUCGCUGAAGGAGGAAUUCUACACCAAGGCCGAGAGCCUGAUUGGGGUCUACCCUGAGCAAGGGGACUGCGUGAUCAGCAAAGUGCUGACCUUUGACCUCACCAAGUACCCCGACGCCAACCCGAACCCCAACGAGCAAUAAGCCGGCUGGAUGCUGCCACGGCGGGGUGGGGGGGUGGGGGAUGUGAUGGGUUAACCCCCCCCCAUUUAUUUUUAACCAUUGCAUUGCCUCUGCCAAUGCCCCUGUCCCCUCGGACUGCUAUUAACCCCCCGUCUCUAGGGUGGGGGCCACCUGACUCCACAUCACUGGGGGGAGCGGUUUUAUCCCCGGGGGGGCCUCAAUUCCCUCCACCCCCUCCGAUGCUAUUUUUAGAAUUGUGCUAUUUAACUUGCUUUUUAAAACCAGCCCCUGGGGGAUCAGCCUGGGAGGGCUGGAAUUAGGGGGCGGGAAG
Molecule: messenger RNA, 1422 nt
Organism: Trachemys scripta elegans
Lineage: Eukaryota; Metazoa; Chordata; Testudines; Emydidae
Gene: SMC1A
Product: structural maintenance of chromosomes 1A
Exons: 6
Coding region: 300-1112 (270 amino acids)
Biological process (GO): sister chromatid cohesion
Cellular component (GO): nucleus; cohesin complex
Molecular function (GO): DNA binding; ATP binding; ATP hydrolysis activity
Source: RefSeq, a predicted model, not a curated record